UGCUCCCUUAAUUACCCUUCAAUUCUUAAUUAGAACAGUUUUCUUGAGCUUCUUUUCCAGCUUCUUUCUUCCUAUCAAAUUCACUCUUUGAUCAAUAUUUUCAAGUUCAGUGAAUUCAGCCGACAAAAAAAAAAAGGAAACUGGAACUACGUACAACUUGGACGAGUUUGUGCUGCUUUCAAUUCAUCCUUCAUUACAUGUCCAAGCUGUAGAAACAGGUCCAAGUGUGAAAAAGUUGCAGAGCUGACAUGGGAAAACCGGCAUGGAGUUGGUGGUAUCCUCUCCAUGUCCCAAACAAAACCAACAUUGGGAAGAGCCGGCGAUACAUUAGAAUCUAUCGUGCAUCAAGCAACAUACCACGGGCAAAUUAAUCAGACUUCAAUUCAAAAUUAUGACCAGAAUCAGAAUCUGAAAAUCGGGAUGUGUGUAGGAAAAUGGGGCGAGAGUUCCCAACAUCAAAUGGCGGCUCCUCCUGGAGGAGCAACAGUGUUGGCUAAAAAGAGGAUGAGAUCAGAAUCUGACCCUAAAUAUGGUGGAAAAUUAGUAGGAGAAGAUGAAUAUGCAGAACUUAGCGCAUGUGCAAGUGCCAGCGCAACGUUCUGUAGGGAGAAUGACACCAAUAUGGUGACAUGGCCUUCAUUUGAUGAAUCUUCUCGUAGUAUUAAAUCCAAAACCAGUUGUGACGAGGAUUCUGCUUGUCAUGAUGGUGGCUCGGAAAACAAGGAGGAAGAACAUGAAACAAAAAGAUCCAACUCAUCAAGACGCAGCCGAGCAGCAGUUGUUCAUAAUCAGUCAGAGCGGAGACGUCGAGAUAGAAUUAACCAAAAGAUGAAAGCUCUGCAGCGGUUGGUACCAAAUGCAAGUAAGACAGAUAAAGCAUCAAUGCUUGAUGAGGUAAUAAACUACUUAAAGCAGCUACAAGCACAAGUUCAGUUGAUGAACAGUGUAAGAAACAUGGCGCCACAAAUGAUGAUGCCGCUCGGAAUGCAUCAACAUAUUCAGAUGUCAUUACUAGCAAGAAUGGGCAUGGGCGUUGGUCUUGGCAUGGGCAUGGGAAUGUUUGACAUGACUGCUUUAGCUCGCGCUGCUGCUGCUGCUGCUCAUCAGUCUCUUACAACGCAUCCCCUCAUUCAUACAAAUCCGAUCGCCAAUCCCACUAAUCCAUUCAUCCCACCAGCCUUUGCCAUGCCUGCAGCACCAGCUAUUCCUUCCGCUGCACAAGCUAAUACUGUCGGCAGGGCGACAACUGCUGUUACACCGCCCCCCUAUAGCGCUUUUCCAACGCAACCAAUGGACAUGGAGUACUUCAACAACAUGGCAGCUUUGUAUCGACAGCAAGCUAAUAAUCACUCUACGCAGACAACAGGCUACAAACUCAACCAGGGAAAUCUCAAUAUCCAAGGUCAAAGGGAAUAGAAUAUGACUGUUUGUGUUAUUUUAUGAUAUAAACUUCUUAUCUCUGGCUAUUAAAUGACAAUAUAUUGCUCAUCGAAUAUCUUUCUAGAGUGACAUGAAUUGAUGUGCAAUUGUAUAAACUUUGUAUUUAGCCCAAUACAAAUGGUUAGUUUAAUGUACGUA
Messenger RNA from Nicotiana tabacum (common tobacco), 1578 nucleotides. Its product is annotated as transcription factor UNE10. Gene Ontology annotation, cellular component: nucleus. NCBI's taxonomy places the organism in Eukaryota, Viridiplantae, Streptophyta, Magnoliopsida, Solanales, Solanaceae. Gene Ontology annotation, molecular function: protein dimerization activity. The record is from RefSeq and is a predicted model, not a curated record.